This is a messenger RNA of Aureobasidium subglaciale EXF-2481, 2246 nucleotides long. RefSeq lists its product as uncharacterized. Gene Ontology annotation, biological process: biosynthetic process. The record is from RefSeq and is a predicted model, not a curated record. The transcript has 3 exons. The coding region runs from base 28 to 2202 and encodes 724 amino acids. Gene Ontology annotation, molecular function: guanyl-nucleotide exchange factor activity; translation initiation factor binding; translation initiation factor activity. Gene Ontology annotation, cellular component: eukaryotic translation initiation factor 2B complex. Lineage: Eukaryota; Fungi; Ascomycota; Dothideomycetes; Dothideales; Saccotheciaceae.
GUUUAUUCCUCACGCGACAAGAGCACCAUGGCACCCAAGAAGAAGGCUGCGCAGGCUGACAAAGGACGUGUCGAGGAUGAGGUCGAGGAGCCGCUUCAGGCCGUGAUUCUCGCAGACUCAUUCGAGACCCGCUUCAGCCCUUUCACGCUUCAACGCCCUCGCUGUCUACUUCCGUUGGCCAACACUCCCUUGAUCGAAUACACCUUCGAGUUCCUGGCCAAUGCCGGCGUGGAUGAAGUCUUCGUAUACUGCGGCGCCCACACCGACCAAGUCGAGGAAUAUGUUCAGCAAUCAAAAUGGACCUCCAACGUGUCUCCGUUCAACAAUGUCGAAAUUCUUCGCUCCACAUCGAGCUCGAUCGGUGAUGCCAUGCGCGACCUGGAUGCGCGCGCCGUCUUGACUGGCGACUUCUUGAUCGUCUACGGAGAUGUUGUCAGCAACUUGCCCAUCGAAGCCGCAAUCGCCGCCCACCGCCAACGCCGCGCCAAAGACAAGAACGCAAUCAUGACCAUGGUCCUCCGCGAGGCUGGAACUGUCCACCGCACGAAGAUGCAGCGUGUUUCGCCUGUCUUCGUACUCGAUCCUACAAAGAAUCGUUGUCUACAUUAUGAACAGAUGCGACCCAACCAGCCCUCGCACUUGGUCACGCUGGAUCCGGAUAUCCUGAAAGAGCAUGACGAAGUCGAGAUCAGAGAGGACUUGAUUGAUUGUGGUAUUGAUAUUUGCACACCCGAUGUCCUUGCCCUCUGGAGUGACAACUUCGAUUACGAGGCUCCAAGAAAAGGCUACCUUCACAGCGUCUUGAAAGAUUACGAGUUGAAUGGCAAGACUAUUCAUACACACAUCGUCGACGAGCACUACGCAGCCAGAGUUAAGAACCUGAGAGCCUACGACGCCGUCACCAAGGAUAUUCUGAGCAGAUGGGCAUACCCGAUUUGCCCUGACAGCAAUCUGGUGCGUGAUCAGACUUACAGGCUUACAAAGGGGAAUGUCUACCGGGAAGAAGGAGUCGUAUUGGCAAGAUCAUGUCAUAUUGGCGCAAAAACCGUCAUCGGUCGGGCAACAGCGAUUGGAGACGGAAGCGAAAUCUCGAACAGUGUCAUCGGCAGGAGGUGCAUCAUCGGUAGGAACGUCAAGAUCAGCGGCGCAUACAUCUGGGAUGACGCUUCGAUUGGUGAUGGCACAGUGGUCAAAGACGCCAUCAUUGCAAACGAGGCUUCUGUCGGCAAGAAGUGCAACAUCAAGCCUGGUGCCUUGCUCUCGUAUGGUGUCUACAUCUCGGACGGCAUGACGGUCGAUUCUAGAAUUACAAAGAUGAAGCGCGAGUCAGGUUACGAGCAAGAUGAGAUCAUUCGAGGGGAGACGAACAAGGAAGUCGUAGGCGAAAAGGGAGAAGGCUUCGAGUACGAGACGUCCGAGGACGAGGACGAAGACGACCAGGAGCACCACAGCCUGCACUCAGCAAGCAUCUUCAACAUGCAAAACCAAUCGGCCGAGUCAAUCUCAACUCUCAACUCGGAAACUUACAGCGAGGAAUAUGAAGACAGAGCUCAAAGGGGAUCUAGAUCCCAAAGUUUCGGCUCCAUUGGAUCUGUUGAUUCCGAGGACAGUAGAGCUGGCCGUGAGGCUAUCGACUUCCACCACGACGCAGCAGCAAGCAUUUACGAUUCAUUGCAAAAGGGCGACGAAGCAGCCAACAUCCAGCUCGAACUUACGGCACUGCGAAUGUCAGCCAACGCGUCACCACACAUGGUGCGUCGCGCAGUGGUGGCAGCAUUCAUGAAGCGCAUGGCAGGCCUGAUAGAGGAGGGACUCACACCAGCACAGGCGGCCAAGAAGACGAUAUCGACUCAACAAAUGCUGAUCGAACGUACCAUGUUUGACCGUGGCGAUGCUUAUGAAGAAAAGGUUGAUCAAGUCGACUUUUUGCUGCUUGUACAGGCAGAUGUAUGCCACCGUGCAGAUGGAGAGAAGAUCAUGCUUCACGUGUGCAACGAAUUGUACAUGGGCGAUGCGCUAGAGUUUGAGGGAGUGAUGCAGUGGUGGGCAGAUGAGAAGAACGAGGCCAGCGACGAGUUGAAGCAGGUCAAGCUUGCUAUGGGUCAGUUUGUGGAUGCCAUCAAAGCGGCCGAAGAGAGUGAAGAAGAGAGCAGCGAAGAGGAGAGUGAGAGCGAGAGCGAGGAAGGGAGCGACGACGAGUAGUUUAAAGUGGCACGAUACCCAUGAAAUACAAUCUCUUGAAUAUA